GAAAGGUGCGUGGUAGCUUCUGGUCCAGCACUGCUUCGAGGUUUGUGUUGCUGGGUGACUUUGAUCGAACAUGUGUCAUUGAAAGAGGGCCUUCAGAUCCUCAAUGCUUUUGUGUCGUCGUUGUUGUUGUUGUUGUUGUUGUUUUUUCUCUCUUUUUGCCCCAUUAUUCACCGGGUGGAUCCCUUACGGAUGGGCUUGUUCGCGUGGUCUUUACGCUCGGGACGAAUAGUGUGAUUCCGGGAUCCAUCUGCACGGCUGUGUGUUGUUGGACGGUUGUAGUGUUAGGGUUGAUGAGGUGGAAGAGUUUGUGUUGUGAUCUGUUUGUUUGUUUGUUUGUUUGUUCGUGAAUUUGGUUGUUGUUGCGGGGAAGGGAAGGGUUUCAAGGAGGGGAAAGAAAACUGAUUGUGAGAAGCGAUGAAGAUCACUGCGUUGUUGGUGCUGAAAGCGCCUGCGGUACAGGGGGGAGAGUCCUUGAUGUUAGCCAAUGCCUCGGAUGUGUCGCAUUUUGGGUUCUUCCAGCGCCAGGCCGCGAAGGAAUUUAUUCUGUUUGCAUCGCGAACUAUAUCUGGAAGGACUCCUCUUGGACAGCGCCAGUCAAUUGAACAGGAUGAGUAUGUGGUGCACUGCUACAAUCGAAGUGGGCUUUGCGGGCUAGUCUUUGCUGAUAAAGAGUACCCCCUAAGGAGUGCUUUCUCUGUUAUCAACAAGGUCUUAGAUGAGUAUCAGAGGACUUUUGGUGAUUCAUGGAAGAUUAAGAACACGGACAGCACCGAUGCAUGGCCUUACUUACCAGAAGCUCUUGCAAAAUACCAGAAUCCUACUGAGGCUGACAAAUUGGCCAAGAUUCAAAAAGACUUGGACGAGACAAAAGUCAUACUGCAUAAAACAAUCGAAAGUGUGCUUAAACGUGGGGAGAAUCUUGAUAAUCUCGUUGACAAGAGUAACGAUUUAAGCUCCGCUUCUCAGAUGUUCUACAAGCAAGCCAAGAAGGCUAAUCAGUGCUGCACCAUUUUAUAAGCACAUUGGAACUUUGUCAAGAACACAUUGAGUCUCUCAGUUCCUCACUAGGCUCUACAUUUAGUUGCCCGCUCAGACCGGUAACUUGAAGUGUUGGUACUGAACCUAAACACAUGCAAGAAUUGACACUGCAUAUAUUUGGUGUGGAGCGAGAGGUCCAUUCCUGUGUUGUACAUGGGGAUGAAAGCUCGAGCGAAUGUGGUAAUGUUCUUGGUCACAUCUAUCCUUGCCACACUUUUUUCCUGUUGUGUAAGAGCUGCUACAGCUCAGUUGAAGUUAUUCUGCAGCCAUGAGACUAGUUUUUGAUUGGUGAUGUGCCGCUAAUUCUAUUGUCCCUAUUACCAACUGUCAGGCUUAAGACUUGACAAAUCAUCCGUACGUAGGUACUUGGAUUUGAUGUAAACUGGUUCACAUCUAGGGAGUGGUUUAUAUGCUCCAUGGUCUUGUAUAGUAAAAUGACAAUAAUUUCCAGCAUAUUUGUGUUCGUUUCUGAAGCAUUCCUCUUCGCUGCACGUUGUAAACAUGUAUUGACUCGCUUUAAAACGAGUUCAUUACUUGAAUUAUUCCUUGUUCAAUAAAGUAAAUGUUGGGACAUUGCUUUCGGUCAAAA
Molecule: messenger RNA, 1627 nt
Organism: Physcomitrium patens
Lineage: Eukaryota; Viridiplantae; Streptophyta; Bryopsida; Funariales; Funariaceae
Product: VAMP-like protein YKT61
Biological process (GO): endoplasmic reticulum to Golgi vesicle-mediated transport
Cellular component (GO): Golgi apparatus
Molecular function (GO): SNAP receptor activity
Source: RefSeq, a predicted model, not a curated record